AUGAGUGGGACAGACAAUGACAUUUCCUUCAACCUUUAGCACAACAAGUCUCCUUGCAGUCGGCUAAACAAGAGGACAAAAACACCCGCCGAGAUAACAUCUCAAAGAUAUUAAGUCUAUCAACGUCAUUGUAUGUCAGGAGAGUCAUGGAACAUCUGGGUUGCAGUGCCAUCGUGGCCUUUUGUUUUGGGGGGGCACUUAUUGCAGGUGCACAUCCUCCUGGAUCAGUCCUGGGGAAGAGUCAAGCAUUUAAAAGAAAACUCCUGAUGGAAUAUGAUAAUAACCCUACCUCAACAACCACUGUCCACCCCACCAUGGCUGGUUCCUCCGCAGGCUCUACCUACUUGGCUGUAGCGCUGGCCUCCGCCUUCACUGUCUCCCUGUUCCUCGUGGUGGCCGUCAAGUGCCGCCUAUUCCACCGCUACCUGGCCAGCAACCGCCACUCCCUGCUCCCCGAGGGGGACACAGCCAGCCAGUACAGCCCAGACGAGGUGACCUUCCCUGGGCACGGCAUGGUAGGCCGAGGGGGUGAAGGUAAUAGGACCCAUCGAGGGUUGGAUACAGAUGACGACGAUGGCUUCAUAGAGGAUAAUUACAUCCAGGCCAGCGAGAGGGCGAGGGCGGAGAGUAACGUGGACGACGGGAUGGAAGGAGAGGAUAGUGAUGAUGAUCUCCUGAUUUGAGGUGAUUUGAGGACUGGUUGACAGAAAUAGUUAACAGUUGACUGGCUGACAGUUGUGGGUUCACUUCAUAGAGUCCAAUGCUGUCCAGACCAGGCCUGGGUUCAAAUAAUAUUGGAUUCCUUUCAAAUAUUUCAGCUGUGCUUAAUUGAGCUUGUGUGACACAGCUGAACCAAAUGAAUAGUCUCAAAAGUGAAAAACCCCACCCAACAGGCACUCCAGGCAGGCUCAAUAAAACACUCAGAGUAUUUUAAAGAAAACAAUUACUAUUUGAACCCAGGUCAGGUGAGCAUAUGUUGAAAGAUGACAGAGAUACUGAGAAAAGAUCACGGUCCCACUUAACGACUUACUGUAUAAUUACUGUAUACUUUAAAGGCUUUAUAAAACAUUCAUCAUGUCAUAAAUACCUAAUUAAGCUGUUUGAGAAGGUUUGAAUCUUAAGCAACCUGCACACACAUUAUUUGAAGUACAAUAGACCAACAUAGCUACUGUAGUAGGUCAAAGCUGUGUGCUGGAAAACCUUGGUAGAGCAUGGGUGAAGUACGCAUCGUGGCGCUCAUGUGAAUUUCCUUUAUUUUUCAGCUACAUACCAUUGCCUACUUCUCACUCAAAACGUAGUUUUUUGUUUUUAAUACUACAUAUAGUGAUUUACAAUUUAUUUGUAAGCAAAUACUGUAAAAACAUGAUGAUAUAAUAGGUCAUACAAUCUGAUUCUUUGCCAAAUGUGGCAUAGUAACCCAUAUUAAAAGGGUUUAUGAAGGCUUCAUUAACAGUUAAAAGUGUUUCCUUUAAAGUGGGACAUUUUUCAAGUGGGGGACUAAAUGAGCCUGAGCCACAUUGAAGAUGAGUUGUUACUGUUUCUGAAGACAGCAAUGCAAAAUAAAUAUCCUUGAUUUCUUUGUAUGUACAGUACCAGUCAAAAGUUUGGACACACCUACUCAUUCAAGAGUUUUGUCUUUAUUUUUUAAAGCAUCCCUCAUGAAGCUGGUUGAGAGAAUACCAAGAGUAUGCAAAGCUGUCAUCAAGGCAAAGGGUGGCUACUUUGAAGAAUCUCAAAUAUAAAUAUAAAAUGUAUUUUGAUUUAUUUAAUACUUUUUUGGUUACUACAUGAUUCCGUAUGUGUUAUUUCAUAGUUUUGAUGUCUUCACUAUUAUUCUACAAUGUAGAAAAUAGUACAAAUAAAGAAAAACCCUGGAAUGAGUAGCUGUGACCAAACUUUUGACUGGUACUGUAUAAAGUCUUUUGACACUUUUUAUAUCAUGUAAAAUGUUAAUAAUGUUGAAGAUGCAAGAUCCAAUUAACACUAUGCUCAACAAGUGAUGUUGUUUUGAUAGUCCUUAAAAAUGAACAAUGCUUGUAUGUUACCAUCGAUAUUGAUUUGAUAACUUUAUUAUAAUGUACUGUGUAAAUCAUUUAUUGAAACGUUGCUGUUGUAGAAAAAUGUUAAAUCUUCAGUAAUAUUCUUAGCCACUUUAACAUCUCUGAUGAUCUCUGAUCUCUUUACACCUGGCGCUAACAUGCUUCCUUUGCCCUGAUCUGGUCCACAUUCUCAUCAUGCCCACACAUUUUCAGAAAUAUGUCUACCCACAUGGUAUUGUAAUGUGUCUGUUAUCCGUACAAUGUGUCCGCAUUGUGACUAGAUAUCCUGGUCCCUCCCCUCCCUGAUUGCAAAUUAUUUGACAUCUGUUCUUUCAAAAUAAUCUACAUGUAUUUACUAAGUCAUAUCGAUGCCAUUAGUCAAUGGUGGCACAAUAGUACCACCUCUCAAUGACUUUAGAAAGCGGAUAAUAAUGAUUCGCUGAAGUAUUACAGACAUGGGAACAUUGCCUUUAAAUUUCAAUCCCGCUGUCAUGCUGAAUUUCCGCGAUACUGAUUGAAUAGUGCCCUAAAUGGUUUCAGAUGUCUAGAUCCGUCUACACGUGUAAGAUUUCCAGGCACUAAGCGUGUCUGACUACCUUCCGAGGUGGUCAGGAAGAUCCGAUCACUAUCAGAUUACAAUGCGUCUACAACUGUCUGAAUGUGUGGGCACAAUCAGAAUGUGGACAAAGGACAAAGGACGCAUUCUAGAACCAGGUACAAACGGGGCUAAAGUCUCAUGGAGAAAAUAUUAACCUUCUUGUUUACAGUUCUCAGGUUUGUGCACGCUGUGUCACUUUGUUCCCUGCAUUUCAUAAAAAAAAGCAGAAUACACAAUCUA
Molecule: messenger RNA, 2877 nt
Organism: Salmo salar (Atlantic salmon)
Lineage: Eukaryota; Metazoa; Chordata; Actinopteri; Salmoniformes; Salmonidae
Source: RefSeq, a predicted model, not a curated record